AUGCCAUCUUCAAGUUGGAUUUGUACUAAUAACUCAAAGACCGUGCUUCUCCGGAUUGUCCAUCCCGGCGGUCGUGUUGAGCUCCAUGACAGACCUGUGACUGCAGCUGAGAUUAUGUGCCGCAACCCAAGAUGCUACGUUGCGCAUCCGUUUGUGUUUCAGCAACCAUGGGCAGUUGUUGAACCAGACACCGUGCUCAUGCUUGGACAAAAAUUCUAUGUAGUGCCAAUAAGUACUAUAAGAAAGCUUCAAGGUCUUUCUCCAAGAAACUCUCCUUCUCCUGCUCGUGAAAUGACAAUCGGUACUUUGCUCGAUGAAACUAGAAACACGCAAUCCCAAUCCCACACAGCGAAGAAUGAAGAUGACGGUAUGAUCUCUGGUUGUUGUAUCUUCAAGAAAAAGAGUGUUACAAAGAAAUCUAAUCAUCACAAGCAAAAUUCAACGAAUGAGAGCAAGAUAUCAGAAACAAUAACAGAUGUUAGAAAUCAAAGUAUAGACGUAAAUGAGAAGAACGGUGGUUCAUCAUAUGAUAAUUUCAUCGUGCGCCUGUUAAACGGAGGAGUAGCUAAAGCGAAAGCCAGUGAUGCUACAAAGGAAACAAGAACAUCGCCGAGCAGUACUAACCUACGUGAUAACAAUGCACUAAACAGGAAGAGGAAGACAGAUUUAGCAGGAAAAAGAGGCUCGCCUAAAAGAGCAUGGUCUUCUGAUUACUGGCAACCGAGUCUAGAUAGCAUAACCGAAGAAUGA
This is a messenger RNA of Lathyrus sativus (Indian pea), 750 nucleotides long. The record is from the annotation of a GenBank genome assembly. NCBI's taxonomy places the organism in Eukaryota, Viridiplantae, Streptophyta, Magnoliopsida, Fabales, Fabaceae.